CAGACCCAGGGCCAGGACCCUGGUAUUGGGACAGAUCCAGGGAUAGGCCACACCACUUUGCCCCGACCCUGGGAUUGGCACCAGCUUCCAACCAGUCCCUGGCAAAGCUUGUAAGUCCUUCCAAUGGCAACAAACAAUACCUCUCCUGUAGCGUCCUCCUCACUAAGUGUCAUGUUCAUCUCUGUGCUGGCUAUCAUCCUACUGUCGGUGGCGCUGGCUGUGGGGAUCCCUGGCAACAGCUUUGUGGUGUGGAGCAUCCUGAAAAGGAUGCGGAAGCGCUCGGUCACUGCCCUGCUGGUGCUGAACCUGGCCCUGGCCGACUUGGCUGUAUUGCUCACUGCUCCCUUUUUCCUCCACUUCCUGGCCCGAGGCACCUGGAGGUUUGGACUGGCUGGCUGCCGCCUGUGCCACUAUAUCUGCGGAGUCAGCAUGUACGCCAGCGUGCUGCUGAUCACCGCCAUGAGUCUGGACCGCUCGCUGGCGGUGGCCCGUCCCUUCCUAUCCCAGAAGCUGCGCACCAAGACGAUUGCCAGGCGGGUGCUGGCAGGGAUCUGGGUGGUGUCCUUUCUGCUGGCCACGCCCGUCCUCGUGUACCGCACGGUGAUCUUGGUACCGAACAACAGGAGCCUGCACUGCUCUUCGAGGUACACCAACGAAGGCCACAGGGCCUUCCAUCUGCUCUUCGAGGCCAUCACGGGCUUCCUGCUGCCCUUCAUGGCCGUGGUGGCUAGCUACUCCGACAUCGGGCGGCGGCUGCAGGCCCGGCGCUUCCGCCGCAGCCGCCGCACCGGCCGCCUGGUGGCACUCAUCAUCCUGGCCUUCGCGGCCUUCUGGCUGCCCUACCAUGCGGUGAACUUGGCCCAGGCGGGCCGCGCGCUGGCCGGCCAGCCCGCGGGGUCAGGGCCCGUGGGGCAGCGGCUGAGCCUGGCCCGCAGAGUGCUCAUCGCGCUCGCCUUCCUGAGCAGCAGCGUGAACCCCGUGCUGUACGCGUGCGCCGGCGGCGGCCUGCUGCGCUCGGCCGGCGUGGGCUUCCUCGCCAAGCUGCUGGAGGGCACGGGCUCCGAGGGGUCCAGCGCCCGCCGUGGGGGCACCCUGGGCCAGAUCGCGAGGGGCGCCCCCGCCUCUCCGGAGCCCGACGCUGCCGAGGGAAGCGAACUGAACUAGGCCUGGCGGAAGGAUGCUCGUUUUCCUCCCAACGGAGUACCUCACUCUGGGCUGACCCAUGUCUGUACCCGGAGGAGGAGCAGGGGCUAGGGGUGGAGCAGAGGAAGAGGGAGGGAUGGGGCGAGCGAGGACAGAGUGAGCGCAUGCUCCAGCCUGGCUCCUGUCGGCAGCUUUACCAUUAAAACUGAAGUCUGAAA
Molecule: messenger RNA, 1361 nt
Organism: Propithecus coquereli (Coquerel's sifaka)
Lineage: Eukaryota; Metazoa; Chordata; Mammalia; Primates; Indriidae
Gene: LTB4R
Product: leukotriene B4 receptor
Exons: 2
Coding region: 124-1164 (346 amino acids)
Biological process (GO): positive regulation of cytosolic calcium ion concentration; phospholipase C-activating G protein-coupled receptor signaling pathway; complement receptor mediated signaling pathway
Cellular component (GO): plasma membrane
Molecular function (GO): leukotriene receptor activity; complement receptor activity
Source: RefSeq, a predicted model, not a curated record